ACACACACGCCCACACACACACACGCCCACACUCACUAUCACACACACACACUCUCUCACACACACACACGCUCUCACACACGCACGCACUCCCACGUGGACACUCCACGCCGCUGUGGGCUGUCUGCAGGACUCUCGUCGUCGUCUCCACUGAGCCGCCAGCCACUCGCAAGGUGCGCGGUGUGGCGGACCCCGAGGAGGGACACCCACAGGCUCGCAUCGGCCGUGCGCGGACGACGCCACCGCUGCGUGUGGAGCACCUCGGUCGGCGGGGGUAAGGGGCGGGCGAGGGACGGCGCGGUGAAGGUCCGGUCGCGGGGAACUUGGCGGCAUGAAGUCCCUGGGACGGCUGCUCUCGCGACGCCUCUCCACGCGCGACGAUGAGGAGGAGCUGUCGGAGCUCACGGUCAACGGCAGGCUGGGAGCCGUCUCGAGCCUCGUGGACGACGGCGCUUUCAGAGGCGAUCCCUUCAAGGGGGGCCCCAUCGACGUACAGCCCGGCUACGGUGGGCUGGAGUCGAGUCCGCGAGUCGCGGCGCGCUCCCCUCCGUCCCCCGCGGCUCCGAGCGCCGCGACGCGGCCGGGCGCGCCGGCAGGACGGCCGAGCCGGCGCGAGCGCUCGCUGCUGCUGCUGCUGGCGCUCGCACUGCUGGGCCUCGCCAUCGCCGGCCUGGGCUGGGGCCUCAGCGAGCGACGAGCAAGACACACAGGCGUGUGUUUGUCGGAGAGGUGUGUGCGCGUGGCCGCCGGCGUCCUCGCCUCCAUGGACCGCACCGUCGAGCCGUGCCAGGACUUCUACGGCUUCGCGUGCGGCAGGUGGGAGCGCCUCAACCCCCUCCCCGACGGCCACUCGCGCUGGACCACCUUCAGCUCCGUGUGGAGGCAGAACCAGGCGACGCUCAAGCACCUCCUCGAGCUGCCGGAGGAUGCUGCGGGCCGGGAGCUGGGCGACGCGCAGGGGAAAGCGCGGCGCUACUUCCGCUCGUGCAUGGACGAGCAAAGCAUCGAGCAGCGGGGAGCCGCGCCACUGCAGCAGCUGCUGACACAGCUGGGAGGCUGGAGCAUGCUGGGCACGUGGAACGAGACCGGCCACUCGCUGCAGGACCUGCUGGAGGUCGUCAUGGGCUCCUACCGCGCCUCUCCCUUCUUCGCCAUCUACGUGGGGCAGGACGCGAAGCACUCCAACAGCAACGUCGUCCAGAUUGACCAGUCGGGUCUCGGAUUGCCGUCACGUGACUAUUACAUCAACCUGACGGCCAAUGAGAAGGUGUUGGCGGCCUACGAGGGCUACAUGGUGCGCGUGGCCGUGCUGCUGGGGGCGGAGGAGGCGGCGGCCAGUGACGCGGCUCGCUCCGUGCUGCGCCUGGAGGAGGAGCUGGCGCUCAUCACGGUGCCCAUGGAGGAGCGGCGCGACGACGAGAAGAUCUACCACCGCAUGGCGCUCACCGAGCUGCAGGAGCUGGCGCCGACGCUGCGCUGGGACCGCCUCGUUGGCCGCGUGCUGGAGCCCGUGGCGCUGGCGGAGGCGGAGCCGCUCGUCGUGUACGCGCCCACGUACCUGCGGAACGCCGCGGCGCUCAUCAACCGCACCGACACCAGCGUGCUCAACGCGUACGUGCUGUGGAGCCUCGUGAGCAAGCUCACGCUCAGCCUCGGCCGCUCCUUCCGCCAGGCGAGGGAGGAGCUCUUGGAGGCCCUGCUCGGAGCGAAGGCGUCGUGCACCCCGCGCUGGCAGACGUGCGUGGAGGACACGGACAGCACGCUGGGCUUCGCGCUCGGAGCCAUGUUCAUCCACAGCUUCUUCGACAACUCCAGCAAGAGCAACGCCCAAGAGAUGAUCGCGCAGAUCCGAGAGGCGUUCACGCACAACUUGGACUCGCUCCAGUGGAUGGAUCCGGAGACCAGAGUGGCCGCCAAGCAGAAGGCGAACGCGAUCCACGACAUGAUCGGCUUCCCCGAUUUCCUCAACAACCAGACGGAGCUGGACGGCGUCUACGCCGGGUACACAGUGAGCGAAGACGACUACUUCGCAAACGUCCUCAGCUUCUUCAACUUCUCGGCACGAACGAUGGCCAAGCAGCUGCGGAAAACUCCCGAGAGAGACACCUGGAGCAUGACCCCCCCAACGGUGAACGCGUACUACGGGCUGAGCCGCAACGUGAUCGUAUUCCCCGCGGGCAUCCUGCAGCCCCCCUUCUACAGCAGCGACUUCCCCAAAGCGCUGAACUUCGGUGGGAUCGGAAUGGUGAUGGGUCACGAGCUGACGCACGCGUUCGACGAUCAGGGCCGUGAGUACGACGCGGAGGGGAACCUGCGGUCGUGGUGGGGGAACGAGAGCCUCACGGCGUUCCACAGCCACACGGCGUGCAUGGAGCGCCAGUACAGCUCCUUCACCGUGGCCGGGGAGCACGUGGACGGCCGCCGCACGCUGGGAGAGAACAUCGCCGACAACGGCGGCCUCAAGUCGGCCUACCACGCUUACGAGAGCUGGGUGAGUUCGCACGGGGAGGAGGAUUUGCUGCCUGGCGUGGGACUCACCAACUCCCAGCUCUUCUUCGUGGGAUUCGCGCAGAUGUGGUGCGCGGUGCGGACGGCGGAGAGCGCUCACGAGGGGCUGCUGGCCGACCCGCACAGCCCGUCGCACCUCCGCGUCGCCGGCUCCGUCUCCAACUCGGAGGAGUUUGCGCGCCACUUCUCCUGCGCUCCCGGCACUCCCAUGAACCCCACCGACAGGUGCUCCGUGUGGUGACCACGAGACCACGAUGGUGGCGGCAGCGGCGGCGAUGACCGCGGCGGUGGUGGUGGUGGUGGUGUUAUUGUUCGUGAUGGUGGUGUUGUGUUGUGUGUGUAUGUUGAACUUCUUUUGCACUGUACGUAGCCAACCAUGCAAACGGAGGUGCGGGUGAAGGACAACAAACUAAACACACAAAGCAGUUGUCAAGAAAUGAGUUUGUCCGUCUAGAUGAUUAAAAAAUGCGUAGCUCCCUGUGGCCUUCCUAAUGUCGAACGGAAGAGCGUUGCAGACGGCUGCAAAAGGGCGUCUAAAAGCGCGUGAUGGAGUGACCGUCUUUGUUCGAUGGAUAGCCAAACAGAAAGUUGGUACAUGAUAAUGGCAUCUUUGUCUCAAUGUCAUCGCCGCCGCCGCCGCCAGCAACAGCUGCCCCAACCACCGACAGCAGCGGCAGCGUCACUGUUGUCACCUCUGUAAACCGACCGCGGUAAAGUUCAAGCAUUGCCAAACCCACCGUCGCCAACGGUGAAUGACUCUACCGGUGUCAUGUUCAAGCGUCAUUGUUAACUUGCCACAGCAACCUGCACCACGACUUCCACUGGAAUUCACUUUCACUGCCACCGUCAAAUUUACAAAAAGCGACUGGGUCACAACCUGCAGCAGCACCACCACGGUAAACUCCCUCCGCCAACCUCGCCAUCAACGCCGUCACCGCCCCCAACAACCCUUAACGAUCGACAGCAUUGUCCUCAUCAUCAUCAUCAUCAAAUCCACCAUCACAACAAUAGACCACGUGCAUCGGCACCACAAAGACCAUGACGUUAAAUGAUUUGCUUAAGCACGACCACGAACCCUCGUGCCCUUGACGAGUCUGGCUGAGCAGAAUGAUGCGUUUUGUCGUACGUUUGUAUAUUGCGCCUAUAUUAAAACUGAAUUGGAGGUAAAUUCAGAAAGUUUACCAAGAGGGCCCUGGGUUAUUAAACGACAAGGAUUUGCGGUGAAGUCGCCUUGGUGUUACGGGUACCACGGUGGCUAUGAGAUGUUAAAUACCUCGCCUGGUAUACAGGAGGUCGUGGGU
Messenger RNA from Petromyzon marinus (sea lamprey), 3809 nucleotides. Its product is annotated as endothelin-converting enzyme 2-like. Gene Ontology annotation, molecular function: metalloendopeptidase activity. The record is from RefSeq and is a predicted model, not a curated record. Gene Ontology annotation, cellular component: plasma membrane. Lineage: Eukaryota; Metazoa; Chordata; Hyperoartia; Petromyzontiformes; Petromyzontidae. Gene Ontology annotation, biological process: protein processing.